CCUCGCGCAUGCUCCAAAAAGCUACUCUUCCUCCCCUCGCCUGCUCUGCUCUGCUUUCCCCCCUCCUCGCCUAGGGUUUCCCACCCCCAUGCCUCUCCCGGAACCCUAGCACCCUCCUCCUCCUCCCCGCCUUCCUCGCCGGUGCAGCCGCCUCCGGCCAUGGCCGCUGCCGCCGGCGCCGGGGCCACGGACUACUCCUUCGCGGCGGAGUACGACGGCCCGCCGCUCCCCUACUCGCUCCCGCGCGCCAUCCCGCUCGACCUCUCCUGCAUCCCGCUCGCCGCGCUCUCCUCCUCGCCCCCGGGCUCCCCCUCCGCGUCCUCGUCCCCGCUCCCCGUCGUCCGCCCGCUCACCCCGUCCUCCCUCUGCUCCGCCAUCCACCCCCGCGCCCACCCCGCGCCCCGCUCCGCCGCGCCCGCCCCCGCCGCGGUGGGAGCCGUGGUGGACUCCCCCACCUCCGUCAUCGAGAACCACCACGCCGCCGCGCAUCACUCCGCCGAGCUCCCACCCUCCUCCCCCUCCGACGACGAGGGCGCCGGCGACGGUGGGGCCCAGGCGCUGCCGCCGAAGCCCCGCCACCAGGCUGCGGUCACCUUCGCCGAGACCAGCGGCUCUCUCCUCCAAUCCUCCGACGACGAGGGCGAGUACGAGGAGGUGGAGGAGGGCGACGACGCUGCCGCCGCGGGGGAGGCCCAGGCGCUGCCGCCGAAGCCCCGCCACCAGGCUGCGGUCACCUUCGCCGAGACCAGCGGCUCUCUCCUCCAAUCCUCCGACGACGAGGGCGAGUACGAGGAGGUGGAGGAGGACGACGACGAUGCCGCCGCGGGGGAGGCCCGGCCCCGCGCCGCCGCCGGCCAGUCGAGCGGCUCCCUCUCCCCCGCGCACUGGAGGGGCGGCAGGUCCCGCGGCUGCUUCAGGUGCGGGAAAGGGGGCGGCUUCUGGGGCCGCGACAAGGAGUCGUGCCUCGCCUGCGGGGCGCGGUACUGCGCGGGGUGCCUGCUCCGGGCGAUGGGCUCCAUGCCGGAGGGGCGCAAGUGCCUGGACUGCAUUGGCCGGCCCGUUGUCGAGUCCAGGCGGGACGCGCUGGGGCGAGGCUCGCGCGUGCUGCGGCGGCUGCUCAGCGCCGCGGAGGUGGAGCUGGUCAUGAGGAGCGAGCGGGAGUGCGCCGCGAACCAGCUGCGGGCGGACGACGUGUACGUCAACGGGUCAAGGCUGUCGCCGGAGGAGCUCGUGGUGCUGCAGGGGUGCCCGUGCCCGCCUUCCAGGCUCCGGCCUGGCUUCUACUGGUACGACAAGGUGUCCGGCUUCUGGGGGAAGGAGGGACACAAGCCCCAUUGCAUAAUCAGUGCAAAUCUCAAUGUUGGAGGUUCACUAGAUCAAAAGGCAAGCAAUGGAAACACCGGAAUUUUGAUUAAUGGACGAGAGAUUACGAAGUCCGAACUGCAAAUGCUUAAGUUGGCUGGGGUCCAAUGUGCUGGGAAACCUCAUUUUUGGGUGAAUGCUGAUGGGACUUACCAAGAGGAAGGCCAAAAAACUGUUAAAGGGAAGAUCUGGGAUAAGCCUAUAGUGAAGCUUCUUAGUCCUGUCCUGUCAUUGCCAACACCGAACAAAGCAACUAAUCAAUGUGGUGAAGAAGCUGUUCACAUGGUAAAUCGAGCUAUUCCUGACUACCUGGAGCAAAGGGCUAUCCAGAAGCUUUUGUUGGUUGGGUCAGGGGCAAGCACCAUACUCAAACAGGCCAAGUUCUUGUACAAGAACAAACCAUUUUCGGUGGAAGAGUGUGAAGAUCUGAAACUUAUCAUACAAAGCAACAUAUACAAUUACCUUGGUAUAUUACUUGAAGGCCGUGAGCGGUUUGAAGAUGAAGCUUUAGCUGAUAGAAGAAGAAACAGUCAGCAUGACCCUUCUAGCUCUGGCCACUGUGAAUCUGGGUUCUCUGAUGAAGUUACUCAAUACUCCCUUAUUCCACGCUUGAAAGCAUUCUCUGAUUGGAUUCUUAAGGCAAUGGCUUUAGGUAACCUUGAAGACAUUUUCCCUGCAGCUAGUCGUGAAUAUGCACCACUUGUUGAGGAACUAUGGAAAGAUAAUGCUAUUCAAGCUACAUAUAAACGAAGAAAUGAGCUGCCAUUCCUUCCACCUGCUGCCAAUUAUUUUCUUGACAAGGCUGUUGAUAUUUCUAGAACUGAAUAUGAGCUCUCUGAUAUCGAUAUACUGUAUGCUGAUGGAAUUACAUCCUCGGAUGGGCUAGCAUCAACAGAGUUCUCUUUCCCGCAAAUGUCUCUGGGUGGACAGGGUGCUGAUGAGCCUGGUCCACAGGACACCUUGCUAAGGUACCAGCUGAUCAGAAUAAACAACAGAGGUUUGCAUGAGAACUGCAAAUGGCUGCAAAUGUUUGAUGAUGUGAGGCUUGUUAUCUUCUGUGUUGCUGCUAACGACUAUGAUGAGUACUAUGAGGAUGCAAAUGGCACCAUUGUCAACAAGAUGAUAGAGAGCAGGCAGCUGUUCGAGAGCAUUGCCCUUCAUCCAACAUUUGAGCAAAUGGAUUUCCUCCUACUACUCACCAAGUUUGAUCUCCUAGAGCAGAAGAUUAACAGCUCCCCUCUAACAUCGUGCGAUUGGUUCGAUGACUUCACUCCCCUGAUCAGCCGCAACCUGCUCAACAGCAGCAGCAGGAGCACCCGGAGCAGCCAGACCAGCGCGACGCUGGCCCAGAUGGCCGCGCACUACAUGGCGACAAAGCUCAAGAGGCUGUUCGGCUCCCUCACUGGUCGGAAGCUCUACGUGUCGUACGUGAACGCGCUGGACCAGGAGUCGGUCCGGUCUGCGAUCCGCUACAGCCGGGAGAUCAUCAAGUGGGAGGAAGAGAAGCCCGCGUUCGGCGCCAGCGAGUCGGUUUACAGCGAGGAGCCGAGCACCUUCACCCACUGACCUGAUCCCCCCACCUUUGCUGUGUGCAGAGAAGAGGUGUAAAUAUCUGUGCAUUUCGUGGUUUCUUAAGAGUUGUACCCCCAUUCCUUUUGUUCGUAGCUGAUCAUCGGCUUGUAUGGCUGCUAGUUGUUUUGCAAGUAGAAUGAUGAGGUGGGAGAAGACCGGCCCAUUCUGAUUCUUGUAAAUUGUAUUAUGAGUUGCUUGCAUUUUAUUUGAUGCAUUUGGCUGGCGGUAAA
Panicum virgatum (switchgrass) is the source of this 3164-nucleotide messenger RNA. Its product is annotated as extra-large guanine nucleotide-binding protein 1-like. Gene Ontology annotation, molecular function: G protein-coupled receptor binding; G-protein beta/gamma-subunit complex binding; GTPase activity. Gene Ontology annotation, biological process: adenylate cyclase-modulating G protein-coupled receptor signaling pathway. The transcript is spliced from 8 exons. Bases 160 to 2928 code for a protein of 922 amino acids. NCBI's taxonomy places the organism in Eukaryota, Viridiplantae, Streptophyta, Magnoliopsida, Poales, Poaceae. Gene Ontology annotation, cellular component: heterotrimeric G-protein complex. The record is from RefSeq and is a predicted model, not a curated record.